Molecule: messenger RNA, 1200 nt
Organism: Dipodomys spectabilis (banner-tailed kangaroo rat)
Lineage: Eukaryota; Metazoa; Chordata; Mammalia; Rodentia; Heteromyidae
Gene: Zdhhc24
Product: zinc finger DHHC-type containing 24
Biological process (GO): protein targeting to membrane; peptidyl-L-cysteine S-palmitoylation
Cellular component (GO): endoplasmic reticulum; Golgi apparatus
Molecular function (GO): protein-cysteine S-palmitoyltransferase activity
Source: RefSeq, a predicted model, not a curated record
CGGCGAGGUCCUCGGGAUCCGACUGUGGAUGGGUCCGGACUAUGGGGCAGCCCUGGGCGGCUGGGCGAGCCGAGGGGGCUCCCGCGCGGCUGCCGCUCGUGCUCACCGGAUUAUGGGCCGCCGCCGUGGGCCUGGAGCUGGCCUACGUGCUGGUGCUAGGUCCCGGGCCGCCCCCGCUAGACCCCCUGGCCCGGGCCUUGCAGCUCGCGUUGGCUGCUUUCCAGCUGCUUAACCUUGCGGGCAACUUGGGGCUCUUCCUGCGCUCGGACCCCAGCAUCCGGGGCGUGAUGCUGGCCGGCCGCGGCCUGGGCCAGGGCUGGGCUUACUGCUACCAGUGCCAAAGCCAGGUGCCACCGCGCAGUGGCCAUUGCUCUGCCUGUCGUGUCUGCAUCCUGCGUCGGGACCAUCACUGCCGUCUGCUGGGCCGCUGUGUGGGCUUCCGGAACUACCGGCCCUUCCUGUGCCUGCUGCUCCAUGCUGGGGGUGUCCUGCUCCACGUCUCGGUGCUUCUGGGUCCUGCCCUGUCAGCCCUGCUGCGGGCUCACUCAGCCCUCCACACUGCUGCCCUCCUGCUGCUGCCCUGGCUCAUGUUGCUCACAGGCAGAGUAACUCUGGCUCAGUUUGCCCUGGCCUUCGUGGUGGACACGUGCGUGGCAGGUGCACUGCUCUGUGGGGCUGGGCUGCUCUUCCACGGGAUGCUGCUGCUUCGGGGUCAGACCACGUGGGAGUGGGCUCGGGGCCAGCAUUCCUAUGACCUGGGCUUCUGUGGUAACCUGCAAGCAGCCCUAGGGCCCCGCUGGGUCCUCAUUUGGCUCUGGCCCUUCCUGGCCUCCCCAUUGCCUGGGGAUGGGAUCACCUUCCAGACCACAGCUGACGUGAGACUUGCAGCUUCUUGACUCCAGGAGGAGCCAAAACUGCAGGAGGCAGAGGAGAGUGGAGGAGGGGGCGGAUAACUCAUUUCCUGCUCCACCCAGCAGCAGGAGGGAAACCAGCUGGGCCUUGAACACCUGCAGUGGACAGCUCUGAUUCCUUCCUUGGCCUUGCUCCUGCCCGGCUUGGAUGCUUCUGUGUCCAGGGCUCUGGCCUUGUGGCUUUGCCCUUUGGGAAGAGAAGGGUCUAGCAUAGGGGCUGCUCAGCCGGCUUGGCUGCCCCUCUGCCAGGCUAAUAAAGCACCUACCUGGUUCUUGGCCCCACUCCAUC